AACUGCCAAAGUCUUAUCCUGAACGGAUACUCCAAGGCCUGAGAUCGGUGGUAGCUAGUUGCUCACGGCGAACCAUGGCCGGAAUCGAGGGACCUUCCGGCGACGACGAACAAUAUGUAUAUAGGAUCAGCACUGUGGACGAAUGGGAAGAGCUUCAGAAAUCUGGCUUUAUCUUCGGCGGCGAACUUGACAAAUCCACCGGUUGUUUCCAUCUCAGUAAGCUCGAUCAGGUUCAAUCUACAUUACAAAACUUCUUCUUAAAUACAAAGAUUGAGCUAUAUCUGCUUCAAGUUGAUGCCAAAGAGUUAGGGGAUGGAUUGGUGUAUGAAAGAGUAGACGAAUCGAAUGUGUUUCCCCACUUUUAUGGACCAUCUAGAAGCUUCGCCCCUCUUCCCUUUACUGCAGUUAAGAAAGCAGAGAAAAUAACUCUAUCCGAUGGAAAAUUCAGUUGUAGCUUGUUUGAUUGAGCUGCAAUAAGUAUGUAUGCAACUGAUUUUCGCGAAACUUGUUCAUGCAUGUCUUUUGAUGGUUUUACGUUUUUGUGUUUAUCCAUGGAUAUUAUUGUUGGGUUAGACAAAAGCUAGCUGUUUGUUUUAAUUGGGUAUGAAGUUAUGAACUAUGAACUAGAAGAAUGAAAUUGGAGUAUUGUUGAUUCUGCAGUAA
Impatiens glandulifera is the source of this 663-nucleotide messenger RNA. RefSeq lists its product as uncharacterized. The record is from RefSeq and is a predicted model, not a curated record. NCBI's taxonomy places the organism in Eukaryota, Viridiplantae, Streptophyta, Magnoliopsida, Ericales, Balsaminaceae. The transcript has 3 exons. The coding region runs from base 75 to 467 and encodes 130 amino acids.